ACGGGGCGGAGGCUUUAUAACCACUUGGUCGCGAGCGCUCGACUUCGAUCUCCGGGAGGGCGGCUGAGGCGGCAGCGGCCGGGGCGCCGGCAGAGCGGGCGCUGAGGCGGGAGCUGGGGCGGCGCUGGGCGCCCCUGGCCCCUCGGCCUCUGCGGGCCAUGGGUUCCGAGAAGGACUCCGAGUCGCCGCGCUCUACAUCGAUACACGCGGCCGCGCCGGACCCCAAGUGCCGCAGCGGCGGCCGGCGCCGGCGCCUCACCUUCCACAGCGUCUUCUCCGCCUCGGCCCGUAGCCGCCGCGCCCGGGCCAAGCAUCAGGCCGAGCCGCCGCCCCCUGCCGCACCGCCGCCGCCCGCCCCGACCCCCGCCGCGGCCCAGGCCCCGCCGCCCGAGGCGCUGCCCGAAGAUCCGGUCGUGGAGGCCGAGGCCGCGGCCGCGGCGGCGGCGGGGCCGGGCUUCGACGAUGAGGCGGCGGCGGAGGGCGGCGGCUCGGGCCCGGAGGAGGUGGAGUGCCCGCUGUGCCUGGUGCGGCUGCCGCCCGAGCGAGCCCCGCGCCUCCUCAGCUGCCCGCACCGCUCGUGCCGCGACUGCCUCCGCCACUACCUGCGGCUGGAGAUCAGCGAGAGCCGCGUCCCCAUCAGCUGCCCCGAGUGCAGCGAGCGGCUCAACCCGCACGACAUCCGCCUGCUGCUCGCCGACCCGCCGCUCAUGCACAAGUACGAGGAGUUCAUGCUGCGCCGCUACCUGGCCUCGGACCCCGACUGCCGCUGGUGCCCGGCCCCGGACUGCGGUUAUGCUGUUAUUGCCUAUGGCUGUGCCAGCUGCCCAAAGCUAACCUGUGAGAGGGAAGGCUGCCAGACUGAGUUCUGCUACCACUGCAAGCAAAUAUGGCAUCCAAAUCAGACAUGCGAUAUGGCUCGUCAGCAGAGGGCACAGACUUUGCGAGUACGAACCAAACACACUUCAGGUCUCAGUUAUGGGCAAGAAUCUGGACCAGAUGACAUCAAGCCAUGCCCACGAUGCAGUGCUUACAUUAUCAAGAUGAAUGAUGGAAGCUGUAAUCAUAUGACCUGUGCAGUGUGUGGCUGUGAAUUCUGUUGGCUUUGUAUGAAAGAAAUCUCAGACUUGCAUUACCUCAGUCCCUCUGGCUGUACAUUCUGGGGCAAGAAACCAUGGAGCCGAAAGAAGAAAAUUCUUUGGCAGCUGGGCACAUUGAUUGGUGCUCCAGUGGGAAUUUCCCUCAUUGCUGGCAUUGCCAUUCCUGCCAUGGUCAUUGGCAUUCCUGUUUAUGUUGGUAGAAAGAUUCACAGCAGAUAUGAAGGAAGGAAAACCUCCAAACAUAAGAGAAAUUUGGCUAUCACAGGUGGAGUGACCUUAUCAGUCAUUGCAUCCCCGGUUAUUGCUGCAGUUAGUGUUGGUAUUGGUGUUCCCAUUAUGCUAGCAUAUGUCUAUGGGGUUGUGCCUAUUUCUCUCUGUCGUGGAGGUGGCUGUGGAGUUAGCACAGCUAAUGGAAAAGGAGUGAAAAUUGAGUUUGAUGAAGAUGAUGGUCCAAUCACAGUGGCAGAUGCCUGGCGAGCCCUCAAGAAUCCCAGCAUCGGGGAAAGUAGCAUUGAAGGUCUGACAAGUGUAUUGAGCACCAGUGGAAGCCCUACAGAUGGACUCAGCGUUAUGCAGGGUCCAUACAGUGAAACAGCCAGCUUUGCAGCCCUCUCUGGGGGCACACUGAGUGGUGGCAUUCUUUCCAGUGGCAAGGGAAAAUAUAGCAGGUUAGAAGUCCAAGCCGAUGUCCAAAAGGAAAUUUUCCCCAAAGACACAGCCAGUCUUGGUGCAAUUAGUGACAACGCAAGUACUCGUGCUAUGGCCGGUUCCAUAAUCAGUUCCUACAAUCCACAGGACAGAGAAUGCAACAAUAUGGAAAUCCAAGUGGACAUUGAAGCCAAGCCAAGUCACUAUCAGCUGAUGUACCUGCUCUUUGUCUUCUUGGCCUGUGCUUUAACAAUGACGAUGAUGUAUCUGGACAACAGCUGACUUGGAAGAGUCUUAUUUCUUGGGCAUUGCAGCCACACUUAGCACGUUUCCCUGAACCUGGGAGAGGAAAUGCUGUUAGUGACUGUGGGUCUCUGGAAGAAAGCCCCUUAGAGGGGGUGUCCUUGUGUGAAAAAUGGAACCUGCUGGGAAAAGGGGCAGUCUGGAAACCUGCCGUGCGAAUUGUCAACUCAAGAUUUGUAAUUCUCUUGAAGAGUCCUCUAGAGAGCAACUAAAGCCUCACCUAGAGAGAUUAAAAAAAAAAAAAAAAAAAAGUCUGUUGGAAGGGCAGAGUUUGCCGCCAAACUUAUUCUUGGCUCCACUUAUUACUACUGUGAGACUUGGGCAACUUACUCUGUUUUCACUUAGGGAAAAAAAAAAAAAGGAGUAGUAAUCCUAAUUAUGGAUGUCAUGUAAAGAUUAAGUGAGAUGGCAUACUGAAAAUGGCUAGGAAUUUUUCCUCUUGUAAAAUAAGAAGGGAGGAACUGGGUAUCAAUGAAGAAAAGGCCUAGACUCUAAACUCUACAUUAUGAAAUCUAAACUUCUAAUCUUUUGUGACAUUUAUUUUAUCUCUUAGACAUUGUUAGUUGAUGAAAAAGCCCAUCAGCACCACCUGGAGGAAAACAGAAUUAAUGCACUGGAAAAUCUGGUUCUAGGGGAAGAACAUUCACACGAGGCGUAAUGUACAAUGGCCCUUAGUGAAGCAGUCUUGUUCUAUUUGAACAUACACUCGCACAAACUGUAGCAGGAUAUAUGGUUUAGAACAAAGUUGAAUUGAGAGUUGUAGAUUAAAUUGAAGAAGUGGAUGGGACGAGGCUAAAAUUGGAAACAGGCAUCUUUGGUCACCAGUCUACUUGGAUAGGCCAAUGGAAAGAAGUUUGUCAUAUAGUAUAUGGGUAUGUUAGCAUUCUGAUCUCUUUGUAAUGUACUUUUCUGUGCUGCAGAAUCUGGAAAACUAAAAGCAUGUCUUAAACCCUUGAAAACAAGGCUCUGGAUGUAUUUAAAUUUUACCAGUUACAUGCACAAAGAAGGCGGUGUGCAAGGGGAAAGUGAUUCAGCGAUCAUUUUCAGCUACUUAGUUUUAAGGAUGCAGAGACCUUAUGUUUUCCUUAAAUGAUGUUGUAAUAGCCAUUAUUAGCUUUGCGGGUGUUGAAGGGCGUCCUGAUCCAUAAAUAAGUUUGCAAUGUA
This is a messenger RNA of Erinaceus europaeus (western European hedgehog), 3212 nucleotides long. It is a transcript of the gene RNF19B, whose product is annotated as ring finger protein 19B. The coding region runs from base 159 to 2027 and encodes 622 amino acids. Gene Ontology annotation, biological process: positive regulation of proteasomal ubiquitin-dependent protein catabolic process; ubiquitin-dependent protein catabolic process; protein polyubiquitination. Gene Ontology annotation, cellular component: ubiquitin ligase complex; cytoplasm. Gene Ontology annotation, molecular function: zinc ion binding; ubiquitin conjugating enzyme binding; ubiquitin protein ligase activity. The record is from RefSeq and is a predicted model, not a curated record. The transcript is spliced from 10 exons. Lineage: Eukaryota; Metazoa; Chordata; Mammalia; Eulipotyphla; Erinaceidae.